Molecule: messenger RNA, 399 nt
Organism: Racocetra persica
Lineage: Eukaryota; Fungi; Glomeromycota; Glomeromycetes; Diversisporales; Gigasporaceae
Source: the annotation of a GenBank genome assembly
AGUGCAGCAGGUGCUGUCCGUAUUUUUGCCACAAUGCUAUGGGGAUUUGUCUUAGUUAGUACUGUUAUUGCCAUCAUCAAUAUCGUCAAUUUGGCUCAAAAUAAACAAACAGCAAUCGACAGAUGUAUAUCGCAAGCUAAUUCCACAAUUCCCGAUAUAAAUCAAGGGAAAGCCGCAGAAAAUCUUCCUGGUGUUUGUAAUAGUAUAGAAACCAUGAGGAUCAUAAUUUUUGGGGUUAUAGCAGGUGUAAUUAUAUUAAUUCAAGCGUAUUUUGCUAGGGAAGCCUCUCGUUUCGCAGAGCAACUUGAAAGAAAUUAUUUUAGUAAACAUGAUCAGGGUCAUUCAUCUCGAAGCGAUUCUACAGGAUCUGAUCCAUACGCACAUCAUAACAAAAUUUAA